This is a messenger RNA of Boeremia exigua, 1299 nucleotides long. RefSeq lists its product as uncharacterized. NCBI's taxonomy places the organism in Eukaryota, Fungi, Ascomycota, Dothideomycetes, Pleosporales, Didymellaceae. The coding region runs from base 1 to 1035 and encodes 344 amino acids. The transcript is spliced from 3 exons. Gene Ontology annotation, cellular component: membrane. The record is from RefSeq and is a predicted model, not a curated record.
AUGUCGCAUUCUUGGUUGCAGAAGAAGCGCAAAGGCGAGCUGCUGGAGCUUGCGCAGACCGCGAAGCUUGCCGAUGCGGACGGUUUGUUGAAGGACGACUUGGUGCUUGCACUUGAAGGCCAUCUGAACAGUAACGAGACCACAUACGCCAAGCACCCAAACUUCAAAGACUACUACAGCCGUGGAGGCUCGCCCGUGAAGCGCGAGUAUUCGUCACCGGAACCCCUGGCUACUGUGAAGUCGACGCGUCGUAGCACUCUUACCGUCAAGUCCGCCUCCCAAAGCCUUGCGCAGACCACCCAAGACGUGACGCAGAGCAUCGCAAAGCAGACUCCACGAGCCCUACCACGACGUGUCUCGCAGAUUGGCAACGAAAUCGACCUCCCCGCCUCUCCGUCCCAGCUUGCCGAAGUCGCCGAUCAGUCGUUCCAAGCUGCAAAGACCAAGGCGUCCGAGCUGUGGGAGAAGACACGGGUCGAUGAAAUCAAGGAGGCCAUCCGGGAGAACGUCAGCUCGGUUGCUGCGAUCCAGACCCUUAUCCUCCUCAUCGAGGCUGCCGGACUCCAGUUCAACACACUUCAAACAACGCCGGCCUUCGCUAUCGAUGCAGACAACAGCCAUUACCUGCACAUCCCCGACUUCUGGACGCUUCUGACGAGCGAGUGGUGGGCGCCGGCGACGAUGUGGUCUCUGACGAGCUGGGUGCUGCCAUUUGUCCUGUCUUACUUCUUCAACCUAACGCUACGAUCGAACACCAACCACAAGUCCUCCUACCGCCAGUACCCCGCAGACCCGCUUGUUUUCAACAUCGUCAAGGCCAUUUUGGCGUAUAGCGCGUAUCGGCUGCCUCUUAUCGACGCGUCUCUGGUGGGCGAAGCUGGGCUUGCCAAAACUAUCAGCUUGAAUUGGGGCCCAUUCUCAGAGCAGACUGUUGGUGUUGUGCGUAAUAACGUCCCGGGGGGCUAUCAGGGAUUGCAGAUUGGCGCUGUGGUCGGCGUCUUGGUCAGCUUGUACGACGCUGCGCUCAAGAAGUGAGCUCGGCCUGAACUGGUUUGGGACUCGGGUUUCCGUUGGUUAUCAGAUCGCAGCGUUAGGUUGGGCUUCCACUGGUUAGGCUGCGUCCACCGAAAUGUGGAGUCAUAGGCAGUGUCUUGAGGAAACGGCGCUUGUGGAGAAUGGCGUACUGUUAUUCGAUUACUCAUGUUGGCGCCGACUUUUCUAUCCCUCUCAAUACGUAUUCGUUCAGUCACCACCGCGCUAGCGUCGUGAAACUACCUUGCUAAACCUGCAGCAGUAUUC